Messenger RNA from Cariama cristata (Red-legged seriema), 1083 nucleotides. RefSeq names its product rho guanine nucleotide exchange factor 33-like. The transcript is spliced from 9 exons. The record is from RefSeq and is a predicted model, not a curated record. Gene Ontology annotation, molecular function: guanyl-nucleotide exchange factor activity. Lineage: Eukaryota; Metazoa; Chordata; Aves; Cariamiformes; Cariamidae. The annotation marks the transcript as partial.
AUGUUAGGCCGAAUUUCUGUUGUAAAGUUGCAGGCAUUAGCCUCUGAGUUGAAGGCGGGUUUCACAGAAGCGAUGCAGGAGCUGUCACGAAUCCAGCAUGGCGAGUACGCCCUGGAGGAGAAGGUCAAGAGCUGCCGCUGUGCCAUGGAAGAGAAAGUGGCCGAGAUGAAGAAUUCCCUCAACACAUUCAAGGAGGAGCUGAGCGAUGCAAAGUCAAUGAUUGAAGAAAUCAGUGCCAAGCAGGAGGAAAUGCAACAGAAAAUUGAGCAACUGCAGCAAGAGAAACGGCGGGAAUCACGGAAAGUGAAAGCUAAAAGAGCACAAAAGGAUGAUCAUGGGUCACAGACAGUGCCUACACCUCUCCAGGGCAGCCCAUUUCGAUCCAUUAACCUCCCAGAACCUGUGCUGAUCAAUGAAGAUUUUACAAGUCUUUUACACAACGUGACUUAUGAAAAAGUGUCUGACACCAGGAUCAUGCCAAUGGGAGAAGGAAGUGUGAAAGUCAUAGCAGGUCCAGGAGCAACCAUAGAGGCAGAUGACAGCCUCAAGCCUUCCUUGACUGUAACAGAGGGGCAGUCGAAAGUGCAUCUGCCAUCAACAGUGUGGAAGCAGCCCAAGGACACCAAGGACUGGGGAGAUGAAUACAUUUCCAAAGAGCAACCAGAGAGAGGGAAAGACAUGGGCCAAAGCAGAUACAGCUCAGCAGACAACAUUAUAUGUGAACCCUCUUUGGCUGCUAAAAGACAGAACAUCGCUUUGGAGCUGCUGGAGUCAGAAAGGAAAUAUGUCAUCAACCUUUCCCUAAUCCUGAAGAUCAAGGCCACAUUGCAAGGGCCAGAUGUGAAAAGGAACACCAAAGAGAGAAGUUUCUUCCCCAACUCUUUGCGGUACCUGGUCCAGCAGCAUGUAGAUUUACUUCAUGCUCUACAGGAGCGAGUCUUGAGCUGGCCACGACAAGGGAUCCUAGGAGACAUCUUCCUGAAGUUAACAAAUGAUGAGAAUAAUUUUCUGGACUACUAUGUUGCUUACCUGAGGGACCUGCCAGAAUGCAUCUCUCUGAUCCACGUGGUGAUCCUGAAGGAG